This is a messenger RNA of Etheostoma spectabile (orangethroat darter), 1445 nucleotides long. It is a transcript of the gene mpst, whose product is annotated as mercaptopyruvate sulfurtransferase. NCBI's taxonomy places the organism in Eukaryota, Metazoa, Chordata, Actinopteri, Perciformes, Percidae. Bases 46 to 933 code for a protein of 295 amino acids. The transcript is spliced from 2 exons. The record is from RefSeq and is a predicted model, not a curated record. Gene Ontology annotation, molecular function: thiosulfate-cyanide sulfurtransferase activity. Gene Ontology annotation, cellular component: mitochondrion.
AGCUUGCAUUAGCCAUUAGCCAUUAGCCUGUCUAAGCGCCGAGUCAUGGCGGCACAGACCCGUGCUCUGGUGUCCUGUAAGUGGCUGGCAGAUGCUGUCAGAAAUAACCUCGUCGGGCCCAAGCUUCGCAUCCUCGAUGCUUCAUGGUACCUCCCGAAAACGAAGCGGGACCCGAGAGCUGAAUUUUUGCAGAAGCACAUCCCGGGCUCCUCGUUCUUUGACCUAGACGACUGCUGUGACAAGACCUCUGCGUUUGAUCACAUGCUGCCAACUUCCAGCCACUUCUCCCGGUAUGUAGGAGAUCUGGGCAUCGGGAACGACACGCACGUAGUUGUGUAUGACACUAGCGACUUUGGGUCGUUCUGCGCGCCCCGGGUGUGGUGGAUGUUCCGGCUGUUCGGACACAGUUUGGUGUCGGUGCUGGACGGGGGCAUGAGGAACUGGCUGGCGGACGGCUAUCCGGUGACAGCGGACUACUCCAGGCCCGAGUCUACAGGGUUCACGGCGACUCUAAAUCAGUCGUGGGUGAAGAGCUACGAAGACGUGCUGGAGAACAUCGGGACCAAGCAGGUCCAGGUUGUGGAUGCCAGGUCCGCAGGAAGGUUCAGGGGAACUGAGCCAGAGCCCAGAGACGACACGCUGCCAGGCCAUUUCCCCGGUGCGAUCAACAUGCCGUUCAGUUCGUUCUUGGAUGCUUCUGGAAAGGAGCUGGGAACUGAGGUUCUGUCCAUACUGUUCAGAGAGGCCGGGGUAGACCUGAAGCAACCACUCUGGGCUUCCUGUGGGUCCGGUGUCACAGCGUGCCACGUUGUUCUGGCCGCUCACCUGCUCGGACACCCUGGGGUCUGUGUUUAUGACGGCUCCUGGUCGGAAUGGUUCAAGAGGGCAUCUGCAGAGCUUAUCAUCACAGAGGGAGAGGAAAAGAAGGUGUAAAUGAAAGCCGAAAGGCAGUGGACUAUUACUACAAGCAAGGAUGUGAUGCUGCUUUCACAAGAAAAAAUGUGUGCGUUUGCUGCCAACAAGUGAUAUAUCAACACUAUAGAACUAACCUCAUAGUGUACUCUCUACUUAUACUGAGGAGGUAGUACAUGCUGCAUAAGGCUGCGUACAGUGAGCUUAUUAUGAAAAUGAAUCACUAACAGUUGCAAGUUUUAACAGUUGUCAGAAAAUUGUAUUGAAAAUCUCCUUUACUUAUGCAGAUUAUCUGACUUUUCUAAGACAAAUUGCGUAUUUUAGAAAGCUUUACAAUAUCCUGAAAUUACAUGCGGGCUUUGUUUGUCACUUUUGUGUCUCAUCAUGUUUGAAAUCGUCCUGUGAUGUGAUUCUUUUCCAUUGAGAUAGGGGACGUUUGAUUCUUGGAAGAAGGGCACUUAGGAGGAGGUCAUGUGAAUAUAGAUGAAUUAUUUUGUUAUAAUAAAUGGCGACGUCCUUGUUUUGUCAUGCUA